Messenger RNA from Branchiostoma belcheri (Belcher's lancelet), 797 nucleotides. RefSeq lists its product as uncharacterized. The record is from RefSeq and is a predicted model, not a curated record. The transcript has 6 exons. Gene Ontology annotation, molecular function: serine-type endopeptidase inhibitor activity. Bases 144 to 644 code for a protein of 166 amino acids. NCBI's taxonomy places the organism in Eukaryota, Metazoa, Chordata, Leptocardii, Amphioxiformes, Branchiostomatidae.
GCGUGUUUGGGGCCUUGUAUGUUUGAGCAGGAAGCCCGGACUGUAUAUAAGGGUUGGCGGUACGGCAGGGAGGUACCGACACCAGGCACCGACUCCUGACGACUAGUACCGAGCGAAGAAGAAGCAGAAAAACUCCUGGCAAGAUGAUCCUGGCACUCGCACUCGUCUGUCUUGUACCACUCUGCUCCGCUGAAACAUGGGGCGCACCGGUCAACUUUGACAACAUGUGCAGACGGGAGACCGUGUGUUUCCUGGACUGCCCGUUCGGCCGGGCUUCAGACGAGCGAGGCUGUGAGAUCUGUGCCUGCCGAAUGCCUGACUUCAGCGACUUCGGCAUGGACAUGGCAGGGUCCCAUGCUGAAUCCCAUGUCCCCGAAUUCGUCCCACAGCUUGUCCCCUUCUCUAACGGUCUUCCUUUCCUAGCUCCCAUCCCCGAGGCCGUGCCCAUGCUCCAGCCCGUGCCCCACCAGCUCGAACCCAUCCCCCAACUUAUCCCUGCCUCCCCCGAACUUAUCCCAGCAGGCGACGCCCCCCAGCUCGUCCCUGCCCUGGAGCCCGCGCCGCAGCUGCAGCCUGCACCGCUGCUGGUGCCCGCCAGGAGGAGCAUUCCCAGCCGUUUCCUCAAAACAGGAAACAAGGCCUAAACAUCUGCUGGAACCGAGUUGACGAUCACCCUCACCCCACCCCAACAAGAGCUGCAACGUCACCUGCAAUAGGAAGAUCUAGUGUGAAAAAUCUGACGAACGCUGGGACAAAACUGUCCACUUAGAACGAGACAAUAAACGUAAAAGCAUACA